Messenger RNA from Solanum verrucosum, 1083 nucleotides. RefSeq names its product extensin-2-like. The coding region runs from base 1 to 1083 and encodes 360 amino acids. The transcript has a single exon. NCBI's taxonomy places the organism in Eukaryota, Viridiplantae, Streptophyta, Magnoliopsida, Solanales, Solanaceae. The record is from RefSeq and is a predicted model, not a curated record.
AUGAAAAACUUACAGAAGUUGGGACAAUGGUCUUUUCUAACAAUUGCUUUGGCAAUUUGCUUAGUUGCCAGCACUGCUGUUGCUGAUUACUCUUAUGAGUAUACUUCACCUUCACCUUCUCACAACUCUAACAAGUACUACAAAUCACCAUCUCCAUCCAACUAUCAUGUGCCCACUCCUUAUUACAAGAAACCUUAUCCAUCACACUACUACUAUAAAUCACCAGCACCUUCAAAGCAUGCUUAUUACAAAUCGCCAUCACCAGCAAAAUAUUACAAGUCACAUGUUCCUUCAAAGCAUUACUACUACAAGUCACCCAUUGUAACCAAGUAUUACAAGUCACAUGUUCCUUCAAAGCACUACUACAAGUCACCGGUUGCAACAAAGUAUUACUACAAGUCCCCAACUCCUUCAAAGCAUUAUUACAAAUCACCCACUCCUUCUAAGUAUUACUACAAGUCCCCAACUCCUUCAAAGUACUACUACAAGUCCCCCUCGCCAGCAAAGUACUACAAGUCGCCUACUCCGUCAACACACUAUUACUACAAGUCACCAUCCCCAACAAAAUACUACAAAUCACCCGCUCCAUCUAAAUACUACAAAUCGCCUUCACCAACAAAAUAUUACAAGUCACCAGUUUACUACAACUCUCCUCCACCACCACCAACUUACUAUGAGAAAUCACCUUCAUACUACAAGUCACCUCCACCUCCACCAAAAUACUAUGAGCAAUCACCUAAGUACUACAAGUCACCUCCACCCCCACCGAAAUACUAUGAAGAAUCACCAUCAUCUUACAAAUCUCCACCACCUCCACCAAAAUACUACGAGCAACCACCAACUUAUUACAAUUCUCCUCCUCCACCAUACUACCAAGAAUCUACACCUUCCUAUAAAUCUUCUCCACCUCCUCCAAAGACCUAUGAACAAUCACCUACAUUCUACUCACCUCCACCACCACCGUACUACAAAGAAACACCAACCUAUGCCUCACCGCCACCACCUGAGAAGUACGAGGAAUCUGCCACCUAUGCUUCACCUCCACCCCCAUCACCAUCUCCCCCACCACCAACCUACUACUAG